This is a messenger RNA of Fomitiporia mediterranea MF3/22, 1539 nucleotides long. RefSeq lists its product as uncharacterized. The annotation marks the transcript as partial. NCBI's taxonomy places the organism in Eukaryota, Fungi, Basidiomycota, Agaricomycetes, Hymenochaetales, Hymenochaetaceae. The record is from RefSeq and is a predicted model, not a curated record. The transcript has 4 exons.
AAGCCUGUGUUCACAGUAGGCACAAUUGAUGAAGCAAAAGAUAGGUUGAAUGCAAGUGAGGGAGAAAAGCACAAAGCUGUUCUUGGAGUGGAUUUGGAUGCAGAGGUGACAAGGUUGGAGGAACACUUGAGGGAUGUGAAGAGACAAAGAGAGGAGGCAAGGACUAUGAAGGCUAACACAAAGCCAGUCAAAGUCAGACUGAAGCAAAGCACCAAGUUGAGCAAGAUCAUCAAGCAGGUCUUAGACUGGAUGAUGGACAGUGUUGUCAUGUUGACACACUACAAGUUGUUUGCAAUAGCUCCAGAGCUCAAGUGCCAGUAUGCAGCUAAGCUUAUGAGGACGACUCAGAUGCAUGACAAAAUGCUGAACAAGGCCAGAAGUGGACCUACAAAGGCAGAGGAGGAAGAGACAAGUGAGGAAGCAAGGACUGACAGUAGAGAAGAUCAGCACACAGGUACAAGCAUUGUAUGCAAGGACAACAAAGCACAGUCAAGCCUAGCAGCAGAGCCAAGAACGAGUGGAUUGUGUAGGAAAGUAGUGGAUUAUGUUGGAUUGAAACAAGAGUGGAGCAGAGGAGCAAGUGUGGCAAACAAGGCUGGAAGUGUACCAGCAAGGACAAGGGAGAAUAGUGUGAUGGAUGAGCAGCAGAGGCUGUUGGAGUGUUGGAUAGGCACCCCAGUCAGCAACAACAAGGCCAGAAGUGUACCAGUCAGGCUAGCAACAGUAAAGCUGAACAACAAAUUGGAGACUGAGAGCUUACUGGACCAGGGAGCUGUUAUGAACAUGAUGUGCAAAGACGUUUGGAAAUGCUUGGGAGUACCAAAGGAGCCAGCAAAUGCAGGAUCAAUUACAAUUGAAGGUGUCAUUCCAAGACUCAAGGUGUCAGUAGGUGGAAUAUCAAUAGUAAUACUGGUUCAUGUAGUGAAGGACACAAUGUUCAACAUGAUAAUCAGGAGGCUGUUCUUCGUGUUAACUGAGUGCAAGACAAAGGAUUUCAAGGAUGGUAAUCAGAUUUUGACCUUGACAGACCCAGCAGAUCAGAACCAGAAGUGUCAGGUUGAGACCCAAGCAGCUGUUGGAUGAAACCCACUACUCACUACUACUAUCAUCUAUGUUGGAGUUGGAGAGGAUUGGUCUGGCAAGCCUUUGGCCUUGGUACAGGUUACAUUCUCUUUACUCUAACAUUCCCUUAUACCCCUUUCUUUUAUGGACACUCAUUCUUACUUGAGACUCACACUCUUUGUUUCUUUAUCUUACUUUGAUUGAUACCUUUUAUUCUUACUCACACUCCUUAUACUUACCCUUCAUUAUUGCUUCUUAAAGCAAGUGACUGAGGACAGUCACUAUUUAAAGCUUGGGGAGGUGAAGAGUUCUGAUUUUAGUUACUAUCAGAUCUUCUUGAUUUUAUUUAAUUCUUUAGAUUACAUAAUCACUUUCUUCAUGUAGUUAGUUCUUUCCUAUUUGGAAUGGACAGAGAGAGUUUUGACCAGAGCCCACGACAACACUAGAGGGAACAAGCCCACCAAAACCUUGCCUCUC